Messenger RNA from Terrapene triunguis (Three-toed box turtle), 1278 nucleotides. RefSeq names its product chromosome unknown C9orf152 homolog (gene CUNH9orf152). Lineage: Eukaryota; Metazoa; Chordata; Testudines; Emydidae. The record is from RefSeq and is a predicted model, not a curated record. The coding region runs from base 1 to 807 and encodes 268 amino acids. The transcript is spliced from 2 exons.
AUGAAGGACGUCUCUUGCUUCUGCUUAACUUUGUCUUCCUUGUGGAAACAGAUGGUGCAAGCUUACAAAUAUAUCUGUGGUAUUUUCUUAGUGACUCAUACAGCAGAGCACCAGGCUUCAGACUGUGACACGCAGCCAACCAAGAUGGACGUAAGCUUACUUGAGGAGCAGUAUGACUGUAUAAAACAGAAGCAAAAGCUGCAAACACACAUUAUUGUGUUUAAAACAGAUGAGAAUCAGUCUGUUCCUGGGCAAUCAAUGGUCAAAGCCAUUUUAAUUAAUAAGAAAACAAGGAAACCAAAAGAAUUUAAAGAACACAUUCCUGUCAGAAAGGUCACCCUGGAGUUAACUUCCAAUGGCAAUGUACAAGACAGUUCACCAUGGCGUACACACCUGGGAAUCCACCGUCUACUACAAACUGAUUGUCAGAAGGCUCCAUGUGAUCUUGCCCUCUGCAAGAACGAACAGAUUAGCUUUGACAAUGAGAGAUUGACUGUGAAGGAAAAUGUCAUGCUGCCAUAUGAAAAAACACUAACUGCAAGUGAACAAUCCACAGUAUCACUCAAUGAACUGGGAAAUUCAAGUAUGUUAAACAGUCCCACUGAAGAGAAUAGCAAUUCCAUUUCAGGCAUCUACCAGAAGUAUCCUUUGAAGUCAGUCUCUUCAGCAAUUUGGACACACCAACAGAUUUCAUCCACAAAAUGUAUACCCAUAUCCAGGAAGCUAAGCUAUUACCCAUUCCCUCAGAAAAAAACACCCAGGAUCUCAGAAGCUGCAAGAAGACUUGGAUUAUAUGUCUCACCAUAAAGAAAUUUCAGUAAUGUGUAAAGUUUAGUUAACAUUUAAAAUAAAAUUUCAGUAAACUAAUUUUUCAAAGUAAUUUUGAUUUACUUGCUAAGGGGUUAGUACUUUAUAUUAUAAGAAUUUGCAUGGGCCAAUCAAUGUGUUUUAGAAGUUCAUACAGUGAAAAGUCUGUUAAAUGAGUUGCAAUGUCAUAAGGGGUAUUGGACAAUAAAGAAUUUUUAUACCUGGAGCAUCAUCAGGAUUAUCCAUACUCAUUUUUGUACCUUCAAAUAUAGGAACUAAUGUUAACUCAUUUUGCAUUGAUUUCUUUUUUUUUCUAAAUCCAAACUACUGAUUUUUGGGGGAGAAGAAUUCUAUCAUAGUGAGAUUACAAAUCAUUUGAAAAAGCUGUAGCAAAGAUUAGCACUUACAAAAAUUGCUGAUGAAGCAACUGGAUUGGAUUUCAGUACUGCAAAAUUCAAUUAGCAGUCUGAA